Musca vetustissima is the source of this 781-nucleotide messenger RNA. Its product is annotated as farnesol dehydrogenase-like. The transcript has 2 exons. The record is from RefSeq and is a predicted model, not a curated record. The coding region runs from base 5 to 781 and encodes 258 amino acids. Lineage: Eukaryota; Metazoa; Arthropoda; Insecta; Diptera; Muscidae.
AAAAAUGGAACGCUGGCGUGGAAAAGUAGCUGUUGUCACUGGUGCCAGUGCUGGCAUAGGCUGGGCCAUUUGCAAGGAGCUUUUAAAAGCAGAUAUGAUUGUUAUUGGUCUCGCUCGCCGCCUUAAGGUCAUGGAAGAACUUAAGUCGCAAUUACCUACAAAUCAAAAGGAUCGUUUCUUUCCCCGCGAAUGUGAUUUAACAUCAUUGCCAUCGUUGCGUACCGCGUUCCAUUGGCUGGAGCAAAGGUUCGCACAAAGAAUGCAUGUCCUUGUAAAUAAUGCAGGCAUGUGUGAAUUUUCGAAACUCUUAGAUGCCGGUAAUGAUGAGGCCAUUAAACGGGUCAUUGAUGUAAAUUUAAUGGGAGCUGUUUAUUGUACAAAGGAGGCAUAUCGUCUAAUGAAAAAGGCCAUGGAAUUUGGUGAAGAGUGUCAUGUGAUACAAGUUAAUAGCCUAUUGGGUCAUGUUGUACCCCCACACAUACCCGGAUGUGGUUUUAAUUUAUAUCCCGUGGCCAAGCAUGCUUUAAGGGCAACAAAUGAAAUUUUACGUCGGGAAAUGGCUGAUGAUAAGCUAUUACGUCUGUCGACAAUCAGUCCUGGUUUAACAGAAACUGAUUUCGGCAAAAAAGAACCAUUGUCAGAGAAUGUGGAUAGUUUUCCUGAUUUUGAACAACCUUUAAAACCGGAAGAUGUUGCUAAUGGCGUAGCAUUUAUUUUGGGUUCACCCCUUCAUGUGACCAUAGCAGAGCUUCUGAUGGUACCCACAAGUGAAAAGUAUUAA